UAAAACUCACUUCGAGUCUGUAUGUAGCUAGUUGUUCGACGACCGCAGACACAGCAACUGCACCAUGAAUACCGGAGCCCUCAUUCUUAUAUUGGCCAUGGCCGGUGCGUCCUUCGCUAACUUUGUGCCGCCUCUGCACUUGCACAAGCCGUUGGCUCCCAUCUGCUGUCCGCGUUUUGUGCCACCUGAAUGCUGCCCGUCUUAUUGCCCAGAGGAGUAUAAACCUGUCUGUGCCACUGACUGCCACCAUCUGCGGACUUUUGCCAACAUUUGUUUCAUGCAUGCUACAAACUGCCUGGAAAAUACAAGAUACCGCAAAGUCUAUGAUGGAAAAUGCCCAAACAGCCACCCAAUGCUCCAGUUCCAUGAUAAAGAAAUUGAGUGGAUGUAA
Molecule: messenger RNA, 391 nt
Organism: Schistocerca nitens (vagrant locust)
Lineage: Eukaryota; Metazoa; Arthropoda; Insecta; Orthoptera; Acrididae
Product: vasotab-like
Exons: 3
Coding region: 65-391 (108 amino acids)
Molecular function (GO): protein binding
Source: RefSeq, a predicted model, not a curated record